Dichotomopilus funicola is the source of this 603-nucleotide messenger RNA. RefSeq lists its product as uncharacterized. NCBI's taxonomy places the organism in Eukaryota, Fungi, Ascomycota, Sordariomycetes, Sordariales, Chaetomiaceae. The record is from RefSeq and is a predicted model, not a curated record. Gene Ontology annotation, molecular function: protein binding. The transcript is spliced from 3 exons. Bases 1 to 603 code for a protein of 200 amino acids.
AUGCCCCGCAGUGGCAACUACUCUGACCUCACAAUAACCUGCCAAGGGAAGAGCUACCGAGUCCAUAAAGCUAUCGUUUGUCCAAGGUCCGGCUUCUUCACGGCGGCUUGCAGUGGAGAGUUCAAGGCCAACGACGAUUCCGAGGCUGUCGAUGCGAUGAUUAACUAUAUCUAUUGCCUCAACUAUGACCUGAAUCGAGCCGACCCGUCUCGAGUGGGUGAAGACAGGGCUGCCGGGACGGCGGCGUUCCAGGAGGCACCCCCGGAUCAAACGCCCGCGUCGACACGCCCCGAUCUUUUAGCUCACGCCAAAGUUUUCACACUCGCUGAGAAAUACCUCAUUAGUGGGCUCAAGGCCCUCGCGCUUCAGAAGUUCGUUGCUUCGGUUUCCGGAGGCUUCGAUGUUGAUGACUUCCUUGACGCAGUUCAGCAGGUAUACCGCUCUACCCUAGAGGAAGACGGGGGGCUCAGGGAGAUCAUAGUAAGCACCUUGUACAACCACAAAUACUUACUUGAUCAAAAAGAGGUGCAAGCUGUGUUGAAGGAUAUAGGAGCGGUUACCUAUGAUCUUGUCAUGUUCAUGCAUAAGCAAAUCGGGAAGUAA